AUGAAUGAGAAUUUAGCAGAUGUCUUAAAUGCAAAUAAUAAUAAUAAUAAUAAUAAUAAUAAUGAUAAUGCUGAGAAUUUAGUAAUAAACAAUAAUAAUAAUAAUAAAGAUGAACUUAAUAUUGAUAAUAAUAGUAAUAGAGAUGAAACAACAGUAGAUGUUGCAAUCGAAUCAGAAAAAGAACGAGAGCGAGAAAAAGAAAGAGAACGAGAGAUAGAAAGAGAAAAAGAAAAAGAAAGACAAAGAGAGCGCGAAAGAGAAAGGGAACGAGAAAAGGAAAGAGAGCGUGAAAAAGAAAGAGAGAAAAUAGAUGAUUUGAUAAAGUUGGUUAGUAGUGGUAAUUUCGACUCUUGGGCUGCCGUAAAUCAUAUGUUUCAACAUCAGACCAGUCAGGGUGUAGUCGAUUAUCUCUGCAAUCGAUUAUAUACCGUAGAGGACAAGGAUAUCGAUUUCUUUAUAACUCAAUUAUGUAUUAUUUUAAUAAAUCAACCGAAUGAACAAAAAGUAUCACUUUCUUCACUUGCCAGAUUUGUGAUGGAUCGAUGUGCCAAGUCAAUGAGAUUCGCCAUCAAGGCAUACUGGAUAUUUCAGGCAUUCGAGGAGGAUGGACAAAAGAAUCUGUUGACAAUCGAAGACAAUUCCUAUCUCCAAUCGUCACCGAAUACAACAAACAACGAAUUAUCACACGAAAACAACAACAAUCAUAUAAAUCAAAACAACCGCAUUUCACCUUCAACUUCACCAUCAUCAAGAAAUAUACAAUAUAUACAACAACACGCAAACAAUACAAAUUCACAGACAUUAUUAUCAACAUCACCAUCCUCAUCCUCAUCAUUAAAUAUAGCUUUAAAUCAACAAUUAACAACAACAACAACAAAUUUACCGAAUCAAAAGUUAGAUAAUAAUAAUAAUAAUAAUAGUGUAGAUAGAUUAUCAAAUGAAACAACCAAGAUAUAUAUAAAUAACAAUGAGAUUAAUAUUAGUAAAUACGAAGAAUUGAAUAAACCGACAGUUUCAAACUAUAGGUUGGUGGAAAUGAAGAAAGAGUUGGCAACAAGACUGAGAGAGUAUUGCGAGAUGUCUGUUAUCACUUGCUCGAGACCACUCAUCACCAGGCCAAGGACAUCUUCAUUACCUUCACCAUUCUUAUCAUUUACAUCAACAACACCAGCAGCAACAACAACAACAACACAGACACCAGCAGCAACAUUAAAUCAAUCGACAAUACCAGAAGAUUUACAACAACAACAACAACAACAACAACAACAAUCACAACAAAUAAAUGAUAAUAGAGAAUCAAAAACACCACCUAUGGAAGCACAACUAACAGAUUAUGAUAUUGAAUUACAGAUUUCAAAGAGUUUCAGAUGUGAAUAUCUCAAUUCGAUUCUGUCAUUCAUUCAGAAUCUCUCGAAUAUCUCGAAAAAGUUGAUAUCAGUACCGAUCGAUCUACGUCAAGCAAAGCUAAAGGAUGAAAUAAGUGGACUCAAUCUAAAGCUACCACUGGGACUGUAUAUUCCGAUGUGGCAAUCGUCAGAACACCAUUGCAUCGUUAGAAUACCACCAGAGGAAGUAAAGAUAAUGAACUCACGUGAGAGAGUACCGUUCAUGUUGGUUCUCGAGAUUAUCGAUGGUCAGGAAGAGGCGACCGCUGCCAACAUCUUGAAGAUAGUCUCAUCCUACCUACCGAUCACUCUGGCCAACAGCAAGAGUAACGGCAGUCUCAAGCUUGACCUCAUUAAGAAACACAUCGUUGGAAAUAGCAGCACCAGUAACAGUGGCAGUGGAAACAACAGUGUUGGCAGUGGAACUCCAACCGAUUCACCUCCACACUCAUCAAUAUCAUCAUCCAUCUCUACAAGUACAUCAUCCAUACCCAUCAGUUUAAAUAAUAACAAUAGCAGUAUUAUAGUUAAUCAAACAUCUGUUUCUGCACCAAAUACAACUCCAACUACACCCAUUACAGCGACUGCUAUCUCUGUGAUAAGUGGUGGCGGUGGUGGUAGUAGUAGCACUCCUACUACUCCUGUCACUGCACACAUUAACUUGGAGAGUAAGCUGUCGUCUUCGCCAUUGUCAUCGCCAAUCGUUGAGAAACUGCUACAUGAAAACAAGUUUGCUCAUUUCGGUGAGCUGUGGGAAGACAAGACAGAGAGAUACAGAAAUAUAUCACCCUAUGGUCAUCUCCCAAAUUGGCGGUUGGCGUCGGUGAUUAUCAAGACCGGUGACGAUUGUCGACAAGAACAAAUGGCUGUGCAGUUGAUUCGCAAGUUCCAAGAGAUUUGGAACAGUGCGAAACUUCCGCUCUACCUGAGGCCAUACAGUAUUCUGGUGACGUCGUCUCAGAGUGGAAUCAUCGAGACCAUACCAGACACCAUUUCCCUCCACAACCUAAAGAAGAAUCUCAAUCAGAUCACUCUAUUAAAUUACUUUAAGAACACCUAUGGCAAUGAGCAAUCAGAGGCAUUCCGUAUUGCACAAGCGAAAUUCGUUGAAUCGAUGGCAGCCUACUCCAUCGUGACCUAUCUUUUACAGGUGAAGGAUCGUCACAAUGGAAAUAUCAUGAUUGACAAAGAAGGACAUAUCAUUCACAUUGAUUUUGGAUUCAUCCUUUCAAACAGUCCGGGCAAUAUGUCGUUUGAAUCGGCACCGUUUAAGCUGACACAAGAGCAGCUCGAUGUGAUGGGUGGAACCACUCAAUCGCCACAGUUCCACUACUACCAGGCACUGUGUGUCCGUGGAUUCCUCGAGGCUCGUAAACACUUUGAGAAAUUCGUUUCAUUCAUCGAGCUGAUGAUGACCGGACCAAAGAUGUCUUGCUUCCAGAGCGGACGUGACUGUAUUGAACAGCUGAAACAGAGAUUCCUGCUGAAUCUAAGUGAAAGAGAAUGUGGAUAUCAUGUCGAACAGCUUAUAACCAAUAGUUUAAACCACAGAACAACAAGAUAUUAUGAUUACUAUCAAUUUUAUUAUAAUAAUGACCUAGAUAGAAUCGUUUUUAGUUUAGUUUGUAAGAGAUGGUACCAUGAAAGAGAUAAAUAUUUGUUUUUCGGUUUCUCUAAUACAUAUAUAUCAAGUAUUUAUAAUACGAAUACUUCUGAUAUUCAACUAGAUAGUAAACAUUUCAACUUACCAUCAUAUCAUAAUAUCUUGCUGAAAUCAAUUCAAUCAAAGACUAAUUGCUCAUUGACACUUGCCAAGACAAAGAGGAAUCUAUAUUUUUUUUGGCGUAAGAAAAUAAAAGCAAACUUUAUUUAUUAUGAAAAUGGUUUGGUGAGACUUAAGCUCGGUCCUGGUUUGUCCGAUCAUGAAUUCGAACCAGGUGUGCUCCCAAAAUCAUUAAAGGUUCUGCACACCGACUAUAAUUUUGCAUCAAGAGUAAGAGUACUUCCACCAAACCUCGAAAAGCUGGUGAACUAUUCAUCUUCACAAUCAGUUGUACUUGGCGAUGAAGUAUUACCACAGUCACUUAGAAUUCUAAAAGGUGCGCCUUACUCGUGGUUUCUUCAACCGAUACCACUGCCUAAUCUUCAGUAUUUGUCAAUAUUGAGGCAUACCAAAAGUCCUAUCAAUCUCGAUCUCUUACCAUCGAGCAACUUAAAGUCUCUCAAAUUUAGUAGCAGAGAUCGAUUGAUUGGAACUAUGCUAACAUCAAUAAGAAGGCUGUAUCUCGGGAGUAUAAUUAACAAAUUGGUUGUUGAAGGAUCAUUUCCUUGUCCGAUUACAUCACUUCCACACGGAAUCAAAUCAAUUAUCUUUGAUAACUGGGGUAACUACAAGAGUGAAACUAUCGAUUGUCUAACUCCACUGACAGUCACAGAGCUCAAUGUACCAUUUAAGAACUUAAAGUUUCCAAAUGAACUGCCAAAUUCCAUCGAUACAAUUCAUUUGGACGAUCAUGAGCUAAGUGACUGUCUAGAUUUUAUUCCACCUUUAGUAAAAACAAUGACACUUACCAAACUAUCAAAACCACCCAACAAUAUCCAAUUUAAAAACAUAACCAAUUUCAUUUUAUUAAAUAGUUUUACAAUCAGAAAGUUAGAUGAUAACUAUUGGAUAAUCAUGGGAGAGUAUAAUAAGGAACAAAUUCUCAAGUUAUUUCAUAAAUCAAAAUUAUCAUAA
Messenger RNA from Heterostelium album PN500, 4122 nucleotides. It is a transcript of the gene pikD, whose product is annotated as phosphatidylinositol 4-kinase. The coding region runs from base 1 to 4122 and encodes 1373 amino acids. Gene Ontology annotation, biological process: phosphatidylinositol-mediated signaling; phosphatidylinositol phosphate biosynthetic process. NCBI's taxonomy places the organism in Eukaryota, Evosea, Eumycetozoa, Acytosteliales, Acytosteliaceae. The transcript has 5 exons. The record is from RefSeq and is a predicted model, not a curated record. Gene Ontology annotation, cellular component: membrane; cytoplasm. Gene Ontology annotation, molecular function: 1-phosphatidylinositol 4-kinase activity.